Messenger RNA from Dioscorea cayenensis subsp. rotundata (Guinea yam), 3186 nucleotides. Its product is annotated as disease resistance protein SUMM2-like. The record is from RefSeq and is a predicted model, not a curated record. NCBI's taxonomy places the organism in Eukaryota, Viridiplantae, Streptophyta, Magnoliopsida, Dioscoreales, Dioscoreaceae. The transcript has 4 exons. Gene Ontology annotation, molecular function: protein binding; ATP hydrolysis activity; ADP binding.
AUGGCCAAGAAGCAUGGUAUUGAAAGAGAGCUUAAUCUCCCUCAAAACAGAGGAAAACAACCCACUGAUAAACUUCAGUAUUACGUUCGUAAGAGUCCUGUUGUACGUGAGGACAUGAGCUAUGUGUUUUGCACCAAAGAAAAGCUUGAUAGAUUAGAAAGCGCCAUGAAAGAUCUCAUGGUCAAGAAGCAUGGUAUUGAUAGAGUGCUUAAUCUCCGUAAAAACAGAGGACAACAACCCACUGAUGAACUUCAACACUGGCUUCGUAAGGUUGGAGAAAAAGAUGAGAAGGUAACACAAUUGUUGGAUGAAUAUAGCAAAAGUUGUUGUGUUCCAGGCCCUUGUUGUCUGAAUUGUAUUUCAAGGUAUAGCAUUAGCAGAAGUGCAAUCAAUUUAUUAGAUGAAAUAACUCAGUUGAAAGGAGAACAAUCAAAAGUCUCAUUCAUAGAGCAAUCGCCUCCUAAACCAGUCCCUGAAUCAUCUAAAAUAGUGGGGGAAAAAAUCGUCUCCAACCUUAAUGUUGCUUGCAGUUACCUGACAAAGGAAACAAACGAUAUAAUUGGCAUAUGGGGCAUGGGGGGUGUGGGCAAGACCACACUUUUGAAAAAAAUCAACCAAGAAUUGUUAGAUAAUGCAAACAUGGGAUUUGAUCAUGUGCUAUUUAUUGAAGCUUCACAAUAUACUCAGUUGGAAGAACUUCAGAAAGAGAUUGCUACAAAAUUGCAUUUGUCCUCUGAUGCUUGUCAACAAGACAUCUUCAAUGCCCUAAAAACUAAGAAUAUUGUAUUGCUCUUGGAUAAUAUAUGGGAGCCAGUAAACCUUGUUCGUCUUGGAAUUAUCAAUCCUUAUAUGGGCGAUAAUGGUUCUAGCAAAGCAUACAAAUAUAAAGUGAUGUUCACUACUCGAUCAGAAGAUGUGUGUGCCCGGAUGGAGGCAAGCAAAAGAAUUAAAGUGGAAUGCAUGGAACCAGAUGAAGCAUGGGCUCUUUUCAAGCACAAUGUUAAUCUACCAGUUAUUGAGUCAGAUGAAAAUUUCAAGAAAGUAGCAAGGCAAGUGAUGAACAGGUGUGGUGGUUUGCCACUUGCUCUGCAAGUGGUCGGUAAGGCCAUGUCUAACAGAAAUACUGUCCAAGAGUGGCAAGAUAUUUUGAGCUCACUAAAGAAUUCAGGUAUUGAAGUAGUUCAAGGCGGGCAGGAAUCAUUACUUCAUAUUUUGAAAUUCAGUUAUGAUAAUCUACCUAGAAAUAUUCAGGAGUGUUUCUUGUGUGCUUCCAUUUUUCGAUGGCAAUCAAAAGAUGAUGUAUUAGAAUGUUGGAUGGGUUUAGGCCUGAUCGGUGAUUUUGUCAAUUUACAACAAGCUUAUGGCAAAGCAAGACAUAUCUUUAAGAAUCUAGAGGAAUCAUGUUUAUUGCAGUAUUCUUCUGAUGAUGAUUAUGUGAGGUUACAUGAUGUAAUUUAUGAGAUGGCAGUGUGGAUAGCAUCAGACUGUGGGAUGAACAUGAAUAAAUGGAUAGUGAAAGAAUAUGGUAGGUUCCCAGAUGAAAUAGCAUCAAUCAAUGCAGAGAAUUGGAGAUUCGCGAACCGAGUGAUUAUAAGUGGAAAGAUGGAGCUUUUGCCAAUUUUGUCUCAUCAAUGUUCUGAUUUGUUGUGUUUAAUGAUUACAAAUAAUCAUAAUUUGGAAAAUAUUCCUGAAGGAUUUUUCAGACAGAUGCCAAAUUUGACAUAUUUGGAUCUUUCAGGCACUCCUAUCGAAGAGCUUCCAAAGGGCAUCUAAUGUUUGGUUAAUUUGCAAUACCUAAAUAUUUCUUCCACAUGGAUCUCAUCACUUCCAAAGGAGUUGAAAUAUUUGAAAAAAUUGCAAUAUCUAUUAUGCAGAGAUACAAGGCUGAGCAAGGUAGAGGAUUGUCUCAUGUCAAGAUUACAGAAUUUGAGGGUCAUUGACAUAUAUACGUAUGGGUGGGUAGAACCGGAAGAGAUAAAGCUAUUGAAGAAACACAACAACAUCAAAGCAAUAGGAAUGCGUGUAGUAUCAGAAGAGGUUCUCCAACAACUCUCAUGUUUGCCAACUACUCGCCUUUAUCUAGCCGAUGUGGAUAACUUGAUCUCUCUUUCAUUUGAUACUUUAAGCUGCAAAGAUAAUGAAUUCUUGCAGGAACUAAAUAUUAAAUCAUGCCCACAUCUUGAGCAGAUUUUGAUGAAUGGAAGUGGGAGUCAUCUCAAUAAGGUCAAAAUAUUUGAUGUCAGAAAACUGCAGAACAUUACUUGGGAGUCAUCUGAAUUCUUGCAAGAACUACAAAUUGCUUCAUGCCCACAACUUGAGCAGAUUGUGAUUAAUGGAAGUGGGAGUCAUCUCAAUAAGCUCGAAAUCCAUGAUGUCGGAAAACUGCAGAUCAUUACUUACAAGUCAUCUCAAUCGCCUCCAGAAUUUUUUCAUGUAUUGAAGGAGUUAUAUAUAUUAGAAUGUAAUUUGGAUAAUUUAGCUUGGGUCCUGCAUCUCCCAUGUCUAUCUUAUUUAAAUAUAAAAGAUUGUGCAAAGAUAGAAACAUUGUUUUACAUUGAGGAGAGAGAAAUCCAACAAGAAGUUUCAGAACACCGCCCAAUAUUCCCUGCAUUGAAAUCACUAGUUAUCACUAACCUACCAAAAUUAGUAAGCAUAAGCAAUUUUGUAUUGGAUUUCCCUCGACUUACAAUGCUUCAGGUAUCUUCUUGUGAAAGGAUAGAAACCUUGUUUUACAUCAAGGAGAGAGAAAUUCAACCACAAGAAGUCUCAAAACGCCUUAGAUUCCCUGCAUUGGAUAUUCUAAUGAUAGAUAAUCUGCCAAAAUUAGUGAGCAUAAGCAUUUUUGAAUUGGAUUUCCCUCGGCUUAAUUUUCUGACAAUGGGUCGAUGUCUUAAUAUGAAAAAGUUACCAUUCAAGAGUGGCAUUAACAACAACAAUCAAAGAAUGCCAUACAUUUUAUGUGAGAGAGAAUGGUGGGAAAGCUUAGAGUGGGAUGAUGCCACCAUCACAUCUCACUUUCAGACAUAUUUCCACCAGUAUGUCGGCGUCAUCGUCAUCUUCCUUUCAGUUUUAUCCUCAAGGAAACUCUGGCUCGAUGAGUUUGCUGAUAUGCUCCGAAGCUUCAUGGAGUUCCUCACUGGGUUUUCUGAGCACCUCCCUUUCACGAUUGACCGUCAGACAAUCUGA